AAUGUUGCAAACGCUCAAAUGAUACUUUCUCUAACAAAUCGCUACAAUAUUGUAAACAAGGUUUAUUCUGUCAAAUUCGAGAAUGCAUGGACAAGCGUCUCAAACCCCCAUCACUCCUCCUUCGAUGGUGUCUCCACGGAGUGUGAUUGGAUUAGAGACGGUUACCCUUUCCCCUCUAACCCGGUGAUGUUGGUUGUUUCCUGGUCUCUCUACUCGACUGCUGAAGCUCCACUGAACACAGCUCAGAUACCGGACGCUUUAAUCAAAGCAAAAGCCUAUCAGACAAUUAUUUCACAUUCAAACAGACAGCAAUGCGAAGGAAAUCGAGGAUAUUACUAUGCUUUGCUGUCCUCUGGGUGCUUGGCAUAGCAUAUUAUUUCUAUUCAGGAACAACGUUGAGCCGAAAGGAUGACUGGAACGCUAUUGACUCAUCAAAUCAGGCCCAGGCCCACAGCAACGCAGAUGACAAAACCCACAGUCUGGAGACACUCCCCCCAGGCAAGGUGAGGUGGCAAGACUUUGACCAGGACCUGUAUGUCGGUGCUACUGUGGUGCGGCCGGGGCAGGAUCCCUACGCUCGCAACAAGUUCAAUCAGGUGGAGUGUGACAAGCUCAGGAUGGACCGUGGAGUCCCUGACACCAGACACGACCACUGCCGGCAUAAACAGUGGAAGACUGAGCUGCCUGCUUCGAGUGUGGUCAUUACCUUCCACAAUGAGGCCCGCUCAGCUCUGCUCCGCACCGUAGUCAGUGUUCUUAAGAAGAGUCCCCCACACCUUGUCAAGGAGAUUAUCCUGGUGGACGAUUACAGCGACAACCCGGAGGAUGGAGCCUUGUUGGGGAAGAUUGAGAAGAUCCGGGUUCUUCGAAAUGAUCGCCGAGAAGGUCUGAUGAGAUCUCGGGUGAGGGGGGCCGACGCAGCCACUGCCAGUGUUCUCACCUUCCUGGACAGCCAUUGCGAGUGUAACGAACACUGGCUGGAACCGCUGCUGGAGAGAGUGGCUGAGGACAAAACGCGAGUUGUUUCCCCCAUCAUCGACGUCAUCAACAUGGACAACUUCCAGUACGUAGGUGCCUCGGCCGAUCUCAAAGGAGGAUUUGAUUGGAACCUGGUCUUCAAGUGGGACUAUAUGACCCUGGAGCAGAGGAGGGCACGUCAAGGAAACCCCACUGCUCCAAUCAAGACUCCCAUGAUUGCCGGCGGACUCUUUGUCAUGGACAAGGACUACUUUGAGUUGCUGGGGAAGUACGACAUGAUGAUGGAUGUGUGGGGCGGAGAGAAUCUAGAGAUCUCUUUCCGCGUGUGGCAGUGUGGCGGCAGUCUAGAGAUCAUUCCCUGCAGUCGAGUGGGACACGUCUUCAGGAAGCAGCACCCAUAUACCUUUCCUGGGGGCAGUGGCACCGUGUUUGCUAGGAACACAAGGCGAGCAGCAGAGGUGUGGAUGGACGAGUUUAAGAACUUCUACUACGCCGCUGUGCCCUCGGCCCGAAACGUGCCCUAUGGCAACAUUCAGAGCAGAAUGGAAAUGAAGAAGAGGUUGGGCUGCCAGCCAUUCAAGUGGUACCUGGAGAACGUGUACCCUGAGCUGCGGGUCCCUGACCAUCAGGACAUUGCCUUCGGUGCUCUGCAGCAGGGAGGUAACUGCUUAGACACGCUGGGACACUUUGCAGAUGGAGUGGUGGGGGUCUACGAAUGCCACAACGCUGGGGGAAAUCAGGUAUCAUUCAGGGCUCAGGAAUGGGCGCUGACCAAGGACAAGUCAGUAAAGCACAUGGACCUUUGUCUGACGGUGGUAGACCGCACCGCAGGCUCACAAAUCAAGCUGCAGGGCUGCAGGGAAAAUGACAGCAGACAGAAAUGGGAGCAGAUUGAGAGCAACUCUAAGUUGCGGCACGUGGGCAGCAACCUGUGCCUGGACAGCCACAGUGCACGCACUGGGGGGCUGACAGUGGAAGUGUGCAGCCCCAACCUCAACCAGCAGUGGAAGUUCACUCUCAACCUCCAACUCUAGAGAGAGACAGUGUCCCCACCACCACCUCCUCCACCACCACCUCCUGCUCUCCUCCCAGGAGCCACAUAGACUAGAGCCACCCAGCAACAACUACGGACAGAUGGACGGACAGACGGAGGCCCCCGGAGGGGCCACAACACACAGAGGGAAGGAUAUGAAACUACAGACCAAGUGGGAUGAUGAUGCUUUCCAUUCAACUAUAUACCUCAGUGUUUCAUCUUUAGUCCUGCUCUGGAAAGUGAAUGUUAUUUUUCUUAAUGCAGGUGAAAUGGAAUUAACUUUCUGGAUGUUUUUUGUGUGUUUUUUUUAACGUAUUCUUUUAAAAUUUCUCUUUCCACUGAAGUUCACUGCGUUUC
Oncorhynchus masou masou (cherry salmon) is the source of this 2368-nucleotide messenger RNA. RefSeq names its product UDP-N-acetyl-alpha-D-galactosamine:polypeptide N-acetylgalactosaminyltransferase 2 (gene galnt2). Gene Ontology annotation, cellular component: Golgi apparatus. The record is from RefSeq and is a predicted model, not a curated record. Bases 312 to 2012 code for a protein of 566 amino acids. The transcript has 16 exons. Gene Ontology annotation, biological process: protein O-linked glycosylation. NCBI's taxonomy places the organism in Eukaryota, Metazoa, Chordata, Actinopteri, Salmoniformes, Salmonidae. Gene Ontology annotation, molecular function: polypeptide N-acetylgalactosaminyltransferase activity.